ACUUUAUCUUCAACAGAUGGAGAGAGUAAAAGAAAACAUCCUGAUACGCGAGCCCCUCUCGCUCCGCUGGCUCGUGCUGGGCGCGCUGAGCUGUGCACUAGCAGCGUUGGCUCUGCUGGCAGCGGGGGACCUACUGCCGGAACCACUCACGCGAGCCGCCGAACCCACCAGGUUUAUUGCGGAGAACGCGCAUGGACACCUUGUUAACCUAACUUCUAUUGGCCCUAGGGUCGCGGGCAGCUACGGGAACGAAGUGCUAGCGGUGGGUGUGCUAGUGGGCGCACUGCGUGAGAUCGCGGCCGGCGCUGCAGCGCAUCACAUCCUAGAGAUAGACGUGCAUACAGCUAGCGGCGCGUUUUCACUGUCCUUUCUGGAUGGCAUGAACAACGUCUACCGUGACGUCCAAAGCGUAGUGGCGCGACUGUCGGCGCGCGGAGGCCGCCCGCCGCCCGCGAGCCGAAGAAACGCACUUCUCAUCAACUGUCACUUUGACACCGUGCCUGACAGUCCUGGCGCCAGCGACGAUGGCGCGGGGUGUGCCGUGGGGUUAGAAACAUUGCGGGCGCUGGCCGCGGCCCCUGCGCCGCACCCGCACGAUGUUAUAUUACUGCUGAACGGUGCUGAAGAAAACAUCAUGCAGGCUUCCCACGCCUUCAUAACCACCCACAAAUGGGCGCCCUCCGUCCGAGCGUUCAUCAACGUGGAGGCGUGCGGUGCCGGCGGGCGGGAGGUGCUGUUCCAGGCCGGGCCCCACGACCCCUGGAUCAUGGAGGUGUACGCAUCAUCGGUGCCGCAUCCGUUCGCAUCGUCUCUGGCGCAGGAGAUAUUCGAGAGCGGCCUUAUCCCCGCCGAUACCGACUUUAGGGUGUUCCGGGACUUUGGGAACUUGUCCGGUGUGGACUUGGCUUGGAGCGCGAACGGCUAUGUGUACCACACCAGUCUGGACACAGCCGACCGAGCACCACCCUCCACACUGCAGCGCACUGGAGACAAUGUGCAGGCCCUCGCUAAAGGGCUACUCCAAAGCGGUCGCCUCUCCCGGAAAGUGGAACGCACGGCCGGGCAGCCGGUAUUCUUCGACGCUCUCGGCAUAGGUCUCGUGUUGCUGCGGUCCCACGCCGCGGUCGCUGUCGCCAUGGCGGCCGUCGCCGCCGCCGUGCUGAGGGUCAAGCUCCAUGCCGGCUUGGCGAGGGAUGAAUUAUACAUGAAGCCAGGGCAAUGGCUGCGUCUGGUGGUGACCACCCUCGGGCUGGGCCUGGCGGGCGCGCUGUGCGGGCUGGGCUGGGCCGCGGUCUCCGGGGCGGUGUUGCACGCCGCGGCCGCUCUGGCCUUCUACAGCGACCCCUGGUUGUUAGCCCCGCUCUACGCCGGCCCUGCGGUGGCGGUGUGGUGGCUGGCCACGCUGCGGUUAACCCGGCACUUGGCGCCGGCGCUGCGCGGCUGGGCGCGCGCGCGGCUCGCGGGCGACGCGCUGUGCGUGGCGUGGGCCGCGCUGCUACUGUUGUGCACGCUACGGGCACUGCGCUCGGGGUUCAUCCCAGCCCUAUGGACGGUAGGGCUGUCCACUUGCGGCCUCGUGGCGUACUCGCUGCGCCUGCGCGGCGGCGCCGCCCUGCUCUGCUGGAGUGUGGGCGCUGCGCUGCCCGCGCUGCAGACCGGAUACGUGGCGCUCGACGCCUUGACCAUGUUCGUGCCCAUCAUGGGCCGCGCUGGACCAGUGCCGCACGACGUCAGGCUGUCCACUUGCGGCCUCGUGGCGUACUCGCUGCGCCUGCGCGGCGGCGCCGCGCUGCUCUGCUGGAGUGUGGGCGCUGCGCUGCCCGCGCUGCAGACCGGAUACGUGGCGCUCGACGCGCUCGCCAUGUUCGUGCCCAUCAUGGGCCGCGCUGGACCAGUGCCGCACGACGGCUGUCCACUUGCGGCCUCGUGGCGUACUCGCUGCGGCACCGCCCUGCUCUGCUGGAGUGUGGGCGCUGCGCUGCCCGCGCUGCAGACCGGAUACGUGGCGCUCGACGCGCUCGCCAUGUUCGUGCCCAUCAUGGGCCGCGCUGGACCAGUGCCGCACGACGGCUGUCCACUUGCGGCCUCGUGGCGUACUCGCUGCGGCACCGCCCUGCUCUGCUGGAGUGUGGGCGCUGCGCUGCCCGCGCUGCAGACCGGAUACGUGGCGCUCGACGCCUUGACCAUGUUCGUGCCCAUCAUGGGCCGCGCUGGACCAGUGCCGCACGACGGCUGUCCACUUGCGGCCUCGUGGCGUACUCGCUGCGGCGCCGCCCUGCUCUGCUGGAGUGUGGGCGCUGCGCUGCCCGCGCUGCAGACCGGAUACGUGGCGCUCGACGCCUUGACCAUGUUCGUGCCCAUCAUGGGCCGCGCUGGACCAGUGCCGCACGACGGCUGUCCACUUGCGGCCUCGUGGCGUACUCGCUGCGGCGCCGCCCUGCUCUGCUGGAGUGUGGGCGCUGCGCUGCCCGCGCUGCAGACCGGAUACGUGGCGCUCGACGCCUUGACCAUGUUCGUGCCCAUCAUGGGCCGCGCUGGACCAGUGCCGCACGACAUAGUGAUGGCCGUGGUAUCGGCGUCGCUGGCAAUGGCAGGUUGCUCCUGGCUGCUACCGCUGGUGGUGGUCGCUCGGAGACCACAUCGGCUAGUUGCAGCAAUUCUGGUGCUACAAGCAGUCACGUUGGCUGCAGUACUGUUGACGCCGUUGGGUAACCCUUACAGUCCCACACGGCCGCAGCGACUAAUGGUGUUCCACACGCGUCGCACCGACCACGUGACGGGGAGCCAGGAGCAUCUAUUCUGGCUGCCCGACCUGGACACCAACUCGCCGCACUCGCUCGACCCGUACGUGGCCGCAUUCAAGUCAGCCGUCCCGACCUCCGAUACGGAGUGUACGCGCUGGGUGUACUGCGGCGCGCCCUACUACCUGCCGGCGCGCGCCGUCGUGCCCCGAGGACACGCCGCGUCUGCGCCGUCACCACCACUCACUAAAAUAGAUGUACAGUUGAAGCUGGAAAGGAACCCCGAUGUGUUCCGGAUGAAUGUUACGGGGCCUUCGCAUGUGGUGGUAAUCCUGUCCCCCGUGGAAGGCGUGAAAGUGUCCCGCUACACGGCUAGCGGGGCCGGGGGCGGAGUCCCUCGUCCGGCGCAGCCCUGGGGCUCCCGGGAGACUUACUUCCUGGCGCUGCACGACGCGCGCAAACCGGCGGUCUGGCAUCUCGCCUUCCAUUUAGAGUUGGAAGAUGGCGCCUCACCGCCCAAAGGCGCCUGGGUGGACAUAUCAGUGGCGGGUCACAGCCUGUCCGGGCCGACCAAGGAAGCGCCCGCGCUGAAGGAACUACUGGCCUCCCUACCGCCGCAUACGGCGCCAGCCGCCACUGGGUGGGGCGUUGAUUUACACUUGUAUAGAGUGUAG
Cydia amplana is the source of this 3415-nucleotide messenger RNA. RefSeq lists its product as uncharacterized. The coding region runs from base 17 to 3415 and encodes 1132 amino acids. NCBI's taxonomy places the organism in Eukaryota, Metazoa, Arthropoda, Insecta, Lepidoptera, Tortricidae. The record is from RefSeq and is a predicted model, not a curated record. Gene Ontology annotation, biological process: proteolysis. Gene Ontology annotation, molecular function: metalloexopeptidase activity. The transcript is spliced from 21 exons.